Molecule: messenger RNA, 1764 nt
Organism: Alternaria rosae
Lineage: Eukaryota; Fungi; Ascomycota; Dothideomycetes; Pleosporales; Pleosporaceae
Product: PLC-like phosphodiesterase
Exons: 1
Coding region: 130-1680 (516 amino acids)
Biological process (GO): lipid metabolic process
Molecular function (GO): phosphoric diester hydrolase activity
Source: RefSeq, a predicted model, not a curated record
ACAGCUUCAUUCGGCAUCUCAAGCUUGUCAACUUCCACACGCGCCCACGUGUCUUGAGAGACCUUACAUCUUACCCUUGCAGUACCAAGGGCAUCAAAAUAUCGCAGCAAGAAGCUGGAACUUUCGGCCAUGGCUUCAGCCCUUAUCGUACGAAACUUGACAUCUACAAUCUUCUCAAUUCAGCGUGUUGAGCGGUUUGAGGACCCAAGUACGCUACAGUCCAAAGCAAGCGAGUACUUCUUCGGUGCUCAAAGCGCUCCAUCCGCGGCGCCGACUUCACCUGAGCUCAGCAGCCAUGCACAAAGUUUCAAUGAUCAAGACCUUGAAACCACCUUGCAGCCAUUCGAGUCGUACACUUUAAGAGUCGCAAAUUCGAAGCAGUCCGACGCAUCUACAUUAUCAAAUCCAACCCUCCGUCUCACCAUCCAGACAUCCAAUGGUGAACGCCAUCGCAUUGAUACGCACCCGUCAUAUACUCAAAAGGCAACACAGUCAUUUAUUCCGCUGUCCGCAGAUUCUUCAACAACCUACAAAGCCCUCUUUCAUCCAUCGAAGCCAGUUCCCCAUCUCUCGAUCCAUGUUAACCACCUUCCCAAAUACUCUUCGUGGAUGGGCUCGUUACCAGAUGAUCUGCCUCUAUCAGCCAUAAGCAUCCCAGGAUCGCACAAUGCGCAUACACACUACCGAGCCCUCCCGUCUGUUCGAUGCCAGGUCCACGACGUAAAGGCACAGCUAGAGAAUGGGAUUAGGUUCCUUGAUAUACGUGUACAGCCAACGCACGCGACGGAUGCAUCGAAGAAAGAUCUUUACCUAGUACACGGCGCAUUCCCUGUGAGUCUGACAGGACCGAAGUACCUUGAGCCUAUCCUAAGGACAUGCUACGACUUUCUCUUAGCAAACCCUAGCGAGUCGGUAUUGGUUAGUUUGAAGCGAGAAGGUGUAGGAAGCGCGACGGACGAACAUCUUGCCCGCAUUCUGGAGGAGCAUUACAUCAAGCCCAACGCGCGCCAUUGGUAUACGGAGAACGCAAUACCGUACUUGGGGGCUGUCAGGAGUAAACUGGUUCUGGUACGGCGGUACAAUGUAGCGCGGACUGUGGCUUCAUCUUCAACUUCGAAUUGCAAGAAUGGCGGCCUUGACGCAACAGCCUGGCCGCACAACGCAACCCACGCCGUAUUCCCAUCGCACUCUUCCGCACCGACAUUUUGUCUGCAAGACUUCUGCGAGGUCCUAGUACCGGAUAUCAUACCGACGAAGAUACAGCAUUGUAACGACCAUCUCGUGCGUUCGGCUGCUGCGGUUCACCCCAUUCCUGGAAUAACAACCGAUGUCACGAACCCAGUACCACCAGGUCCUCUGUACCUGAACUUUCUCUCUGGUAGUAAUUUCUGGAAGAAAUCUUGCUGGCCUGGAGCGAUCGCCAAGAUUGUCAACAGGGGCAUGGAAGAGUGGCUUUGUGAGGGGCAUCACUUGGAGGCUCCAAAUACGACGCCUCGCCACCCGGAGGUGACAGACGAGAGCGAAGAGAGUGCAGUGAGGAGGGCUAAGAGUGGCGAUGGAAGCACAGGUAUUAUUGUCAUGGAUAAUGUGGGCGAGAAUGGAGACUGGGAGUUGGUCAAGCUGAUCGUGGGCAUGAACAUGGGAGUGUUAGCGAAGAUGAAAGCACUGGGGGAGAGUUGACGAAGAACAAAUUCAAUAGAAGAUCACAAAUGUGUAUAUAUGAUAUCUAAGAUCCCGGUCACACCUACACCCCAUGUUGGCUCG